Molecule: messenger RNA, 2284 nt
Organism: Cryptotermes secundus
Lineage: Eukaryota; Metazoa; Arthropoda; Insecta; Blattodea; Kalotermitidae
Exons: 4
Coding region: 303-1913 (536 amino acids)
Source: RefSeq, a predicted model, not a curated record
UACCUUGCAGAAAGAUAAACCUGCCGUACUGGAGUUCCGAGUCGCGUAGCAGUGAUCAUCAACAACAGUUUGUGAGUUAUACCAGCGUAAGGGGGGUCGGUAUCCAAUUAAUUGCCUUCAUGUGGACGUGCAAUUUGGGGGGGGGGGAUAUUGAAUUCGAGCUUUUGCAAAAUGUGUAGGAACUGUACAGACUAUACAAGGAUGUAAUUAUUUACCGCUGCUGAAAGAGGAUCGUGUUACCAGUGGAUAUCGUGCGAAUCUGUGAUAUUCAGAGUAAAUUUCUAUGACAAACAUAUGUCAAGAUGGCACAGCCCAAAGUAGUUAGCAACGAUAAUGUCGCCUACUACCACACAUAUCGGUACAGCUCUCUGCAGCAACUUCAGCGGCGUGGAAAGAUGCAUGGAGCACGCCGUGUUAUAAUGUUCUGCCUACUGACGGCUGUUCUUCCUACAUUGCUUCUAGUCAUCCCCUUGUAUCUUCGGCAUAGUGUUUACGCCGAUGUAAUCUAUGCAGUUGCAGAAUCAGAUGUGCUUGAAAUUGUUGAUGGCAUAUCUGCAGUAUUCUGUCAGGCACAUUCUCUGAAAAUGAAUUCUUCCUUUCACGCAUUUCAACUGGCAGGCAUGCCUGACUUGAGCCCUAAUAGGAAGCACAUUCGCCUAAAGAAGAGUAUGUCACUGCCAGAUGACACUUUAGAAUACUGGGGUUUUUAUCUUCUCAAAGGUUCGACAGUGGCCCUCUCAGUGUGCUCAAGGUUCCAAGGGUCCAGAGUCAUGGUCGUUAAGGGUGAGAAGAAUCUUAAAACAUGCGGUUUGCUAGACCACAGGAACGAAGUGGCUGUUCACCCUCAUAUGGCAAGUGGUCAGGGCCAAGUACGGGUCACAUUUGAUACUGAAGCCCAAGAAGUCCAUUCAAAGCAAGUGACUCGCCCUCUCAAACGAACAGAGCAGUAUGCAAAUGAUGAUUUAGAAGGUGUGAAUUUAUCUGAUGAUGCAGAUAAUGUGGGUAAGGAACUGACAGAGAAUGACAACAUCACAGUUUUAGAGCAGUUGGCCAAACAGCACAUCAGAAAGAGAUAUUUACAGUUUCAAAAUGGAAUGGGCUCUGUGAAAAGUAAUGGUUCUAUAGACAGCCAGAACCAAACUCAGCAUGUUCGGCAUGCAAGGAGACGAUUGAAGGAUUCAAAAAUAAGCGAUAGUGGUAAAAUGGAACAGAAUAAUGGGCAAAAGAAACAUUUAGAAGAAUUUAUAAAAGAUAAAAGUGGUAAAAUGUCAAGAUUGGGCAUCACUGAGAGAAGUACCUUUAAUAGUAGUGAAGGGGGAGGAGUGCAAGGUGAAAUGCAUCAAAAAGCAAAGCGAGCUGCCCAUUUUGCCCCUACGCAUUUAUUGGAUGGUGGUGUUGAACAUGGUGGGAAUGCAGGAAACAUGAGUGAAGGGGCUGAUAUGGAGUCCUCUGUUUCUAGCUUUGAGAACAGUCUGCUUACUUGUUAUGAUGGACACAUACUGCUUGCACAAAGUUUCCUCCCAUCUCCAAUGUGUACUAAUGUUCAUGUCCUUGAAAAACAUGGUACAAUGGAAACUGUCCAUGAAGUAAUUGCAGAUGGUUACUAUUACUAUAUAUUCUACAGUGAUAAUGAUUAUGUACAAAAUGAUAUACAUGCUAUCUUUAAUAUUCACAAACCCACAUACCAAUAUGCUAAGCACAGCCGGGCAUGUUUUAAUCAGACGGAAUGUACUUUUCCUAUAGCGUUUUGGUCUGAUGAAACCGUUAUUGUGGAGGUGCCAACCCGUGAUGGUAUUGAACAUGAAGAAGAUGAUAUAACAUUUCUCAUUUCGAGUUGCUAUCCCAGGAUGUCUGUCUAUGUUAUAUUUCCUGUUUCUGUACUUUUCCUAAUAUUGGGGUGUGCAUUUAUGUGAUUGUAGCCUGGAUAGCUCAGUCAGUAUAGUGAUGGGCUACAGGCUGGAUGGCUGAAGAAUCAGGGUUUGAUUUCUCUGUUCUUCACAGCUACCAGACUGCCUCCAUGGUCCUCUCACCCACCUGUCCAACAGGCACGGAGACUAUCCCCAUGGGUAAAGCAGCCAGGGCAUAAAGCUAACCACUCACCUCCAUCUGUUUUGUGCUCACAGUAAGUUUAGUCCUGAUGUCAGCAGAUGCGUGUUAUCAAGUGUUCUGAUAGGGCAUUGGCCAAAGCAUUACCAUUAUGGAGUGCAAGAUAUUAAAAUUAUAGUUCCUGAUGUGAUUGUUUCAUCACUUGGUCCCAAGCUGUAAUUAAAGAUUAUUAGAGGAA